Bufo gargarizans (Asiatic toad) is the source of this 704-nucleotide messenger RNA. RefSeq names its product general transcription factor IIH subunit 5 (gene GTF2H5). The record is from RefSeq and is a predicted model, not a curated record. Gene Ontology annotation, biological process: nucleotide-excision repair; nucleotide-excision repair, preincision complex assembly; transcription by RNA polymerase II. The transcript has 3 exons. NCBI's taxonomy places the organism in Eukaryota, Metazoa, Chordata, Amphibia, Anura, Bufonidae. Gene Ontology annotation, cellular component: transcription factor TFIIH holo complex; transcription factor TFIIH core complex. The coding region runs from base 221 to 436 and encodes 71 amino acids.
GUGACAGGAAGGAGGAAGUACUGUCCUAUUUGUGAGUCUCUGAGUUGAACGUCCGGAGUUGUCGCUGCUCUGGGUCACGUGACUUCUGUUGGUAGUACUUGUAUGGAGCAGUGUGACAGAUCUCCAACUCAUUAGCAAUCAUAUCUUAAUACCAGAGCGAUAACAUUAACGAAGUUGUACCACAAAGACUUGACUACUCCUUCAGUAUUCGUCUGUCAAAAUGGUGAACGUUCUCAAGGGUGUCCUUGUAGAAUGUGAUCCAGCUAUGAAACAGUUCCUUUUAUACCUGGAUGAAACAAAUGCUUUAGGAACCAAGUUCAUUAUCCAGGACUUGGAUGAAACCCACGUGUUUGUCUUAGCUGAAUUGGUUGCUGUUCUUCAGGAGAAGGUUGGGGAGCUGAUGGAUCAGAAUUCCUUUCCAGUCACACAGAAGUAAAAUCUAUGGACUGUAUGGAUUCACAUGGAUUUUUCACUAUGUACAAACUUAAUUUACUAUGUUCUAUAUCUCCUUAAAGGGAUUCUGUCACCUCAUUUUAGCCUAUUGAGCUGCGGACAUGCAUAGCUGGAUCACCGCUAGCAUGCCCGCAAUAUACCUGUCCCAUAGUGCUGUGUGCUUUUAUUGUGUUUAAAAAAUGAUUUUAUAAAUAUGUAAAUGAGCCUGGUAAGGAGCCCAAGGGGCUGUACUAACCUUCUUUGGAGCCCAG